CUCUCUCUCUCUCUCUCUCUCUCCUUUUCCGAUUGAUCAAACGCUCCUUCGAUCUCAUCGAAAUGGCAUCCAAUGGAGAAAAGAGCCUCAUCGUGAGCUUCGGCGAGAUGCUCAUCGACUUCGUCCCCACCGUUUCCGGCGUCUCCCUCGCUGAGGCCCCCGGCUUCCUCAAGGCCCCCGGCGGCGCCCCCGCCAACGUCGCCAUCGCCGUCGCGCGCCUCGGCGGACGCGCCGCCUUCGUCGGAAAGCUUGGGGAUGACGAGUUCGGCCGCAUGUUGGCCGGGAUCCUGACGGAGAACGGCGUCACCGAUCGGGGCAUCAAUUUCGACAAAGGUGCCAGGACGGCUCUCGCCUUCGUCACCCUCCGAUCUGACGGAGAACGAGAGUUCAUGUUCUACAGGAACCCCAGCGCCGACAUGCUCCUCCGCCCCGAUGAACUCGACCUCGAGCUUAUCAGAUCCGCAAAAGUGUUCCACUAUGGAUCAAUAAGCUUGAUAGUGGAGCCAUGUAGGUCGGCUCAUUUGAAGGCCAUGGAAGUGGCCAAAGAAGCCGGAGCUCUUCUCUCCUACGAUCCGAACCUCAGGGAAGCUCUAUGGCCAUCGACUGAAGAAGCCCGCGAACAGAUAAUGAGCAUCUGGGACAAGGCUGACAUCAUCAAGGUCAGCGAUGUCGAGCUUGAGUUUCUCACUGGUAGCAACAAGAUCGACGACGAGACCGCGUUGUCCCUUUGGCAUCCCAACUUGAAGCUCCUGCUCGUCACUCUCGGCGAAAAGGGUUGUCGUUAUUACACCAAGAAUUUUCAUGGAUCCGUUGAUCCGUUCCAUGUGAACGCUGUGGAUACGACCGGAGCCGGAGAUUCAUUUGUCGGAGCUCUUCUAACCAAGAUCGUUGAUGACCAAUCUGUUCUUGAGGAUGAGGAUAGAUUGAAGAAAGUGCUGAGAUUCGCGAAUGCGUGUGGAGCGAUCACGACGACGAAAAAGGGAGCUAUCCCGGCUCUUCCCACCGAUGCCGAAGUGGUUGGGUUUCUCCAAGGGAAAUAGAAAACGCCGGUCUGAGAGAAAAAAAAAACACUUCAAUUUUUUUUCUUAAGGCUGCUUCUUCGAACUUUGUUGUUUUGUCCUAAUGAACCUGAUUUUGUACGGAGGAGAUUUGGGUGUGGGUUUUUCUUUUCUCUCCUCCUCUUCUUUUGGCUGUAAUGAUUUAAGAGAGCAUUAAUAGCUCAUGAAUAAGAAAAAUUGUAAUGUUUUCCUCCACAAUGUUUUUGAAGAAGCAAAUGUUACACAA
Molecule: messenger RNA, 1284 nt
Organism: Tarenaya hassleriana
Lineage: Eukaryota; Viridiplantae; Streptophyta; Magnoliopsida; Brassicales; Cleomaceae
Product: probable fructokinase-1
Exons: 4
Coding region: 63-1040 (325 amino acids)
Biological process (GO): fructose metabolic process
Cellular component (GO): cytosol
Molecular function (GO): fructokinase activity
Source: RefSeq, a predicted model, not a curated record